Messenger RNA from Carassius carassius (crucian carp), 1191 nucleotides. RefSeq names its product ras-related protein Rab-23. NCBI's taxonomy places the organism in Eukaryota, Metazoa, Chordata, Actinopteri, Cypriniformes, Cyprinidae. The record is from RefSeq and is a predicted model, not a curated record. Bases 173 to 886 code for a protein of 237 amino acids. Gene Ontology annotation, molecular function: GTPase activity; GTP binding. The transcript is spliced from 7 exons.
AUUAUUCCCGAGUCGGAUCUUCAAAGAGGAAACAAUGUAACCUGGUAACACACGAAUGCAGACAGGCUGGAGUUGAGAAGAUCCUAGAGCAGCACUAAGGUGGGCCGAAGUCACGUGAAAGCACAGAGCUGCCCCACACACACAGACACACACACACACACACAUUGCAGUCAUGCUGGAGGAGGACAUGGAAGUGGCCAUCAAGGUGGUGGUGGUGGGGAACGGAGCAGUCGGGAAGUCCAGUAUGAUCCAGCGAUACUGCAAGGGCAUCUUCACGAAGGACUACAAAAAGACCAUCGGGGUUGACUUUCUGGAAAGACAGAUCAUAGUUAAUGGCGAGGACGUCAGGCUGAUGUUGUGGGACACGGCGGGACAGGAGGAGUUUGAUGCCAUCACUAAGGCCUAUUACAGAGGCGCUCAGGCCUGUGUGCUGGUCUUCUCCACCUCCGACAGAGAGUCCUUCGAGGCCAUCAGCAGCUGGAGGGAGAAGGUGGAGACGGAGGUCGGGGACAUACCCACCGUCCUGGUGCAGAACAAGAUCGAUCUGCUGGACGACACAGUUAUCAAAAAUGAAGAGGCUGAAGGUCUCGCUAAAAAGCUGAAGUUGAGAUUCUAUCGGACGUCAGUGAAAGAGGAUCUCAACGUCAGUGAAGUUUUUAAGUAUCUAGCUGACAAAUAUCUGCAACGGCUCAAGCAGCAGUCGGCAGAAGAGACCGAGGUUGUUCAUUCAUCCAGCAAUAAAAUAGGUGUUUUCAACACUAGCGGCGGCAGUCAUCCCAACCAGACCGCCGGCGAUCUGAGCGGCCGUGAGGUCAUAAACCUGCGCCCAAACAAGCAGAGGACCAAGAAAACCAAAAAGCCCUUCGGUAGCUGCAGACUGCUCUGAUUCACGUGUGCCUGGCAGGGAACCGGACGCUUCAUUAGCGCUAAUUAGAGUUGAAGAGAAGAAGGUGUGCAAUCCAGAGCAGAUCUGUCAUGAUCAGUACAUCAUGGGCUUCUGCUGACGGACACUGCUAGUGUUUCUGCCAUUAGUGGCAUCACAGAAUCAGUAAAUUGGAGGUCUGUUGAGCUAUUUUUGUAUUGUGUAUUGAUGAGUAGGCCUAAAUCUUUUGGACACUGCCCUUCCUCACAUUUGAACAAUAGUUGUGACUCAAAAUUUAGAUGAAUCAAAUAUAUUUUCUCACAGUCAAA